This is a messenger RNA of Exophiala oligosperma, 1495 nucleotides long. RefSeq lists its product as uncharacterized. Gene Ontology annotation, molecular function: RNA 7-methylguanosine cap binding; hydrolase activity. The transcript has 2 exons. The record is from RefSeq and is a predicted model, not a curated record. Gene Ontology annotation, biological process: deadenylation-dependent decapping of nuclear-transcribed mRNA. Gene Ontology annotation, cellular component: P-body; nucleus. The coding region runs from base 113 to 1147 and encodes 344 amino acids. NCBI's taxonomy places the organism in Eukaryota, Fungi, Ascomycota, Eurotiomycetes, Chaetothyriales, Herpotrichiellaceae.
CUUUCUCUGACUUCAGUCUCAUUGAAUCAAGUGCACUAGAGUCUUUGGCCGGUCCUCCUAAAUACCUUUCCUAGUCAACAGCCCAAACUCCUACUCGGCCUGCCAUUCUAUCAUGGCCACAAACCCUCCAGAGACAAAAUCUCAAGCCGAGUCGUUGGUUCCUCAAUUCCAACUCGAAAGAGUGCUCAAUCAAGACCAAAAUGGCCGGCGUAUAUCCCUCCUGGGCGCAAUCUCGUCCCAACCGGCCGUCAUCACACUCGAAAGGGCCGCGUUCCCCACGGACUCGACACUCGUCACGCAACUACUGUCGUCCCUCACCAACACGACCAACCUCGGAGCCAACGACAUCUACAGAUGGUACAUGGCCGACCGAAGAGCCAAUUUCGCGCCGUCUUCAGAGACUGGGUCGGUCUCUCCAGUCUUACCACAAAUGCACGACCUGAAACUGAAUCUCAUCUACCCUUGCACACCGAAACACGUGCAAAAGUACUCUUCACAGCGUGUUCGCAUGGUCACCGAAACCCCCGACGUUUACAGUCGGCACGUCCGCCCUUACAUGUCCAGCCAACGCGCGGCGGGCCGACUCGACUGGGUCUUUAACAUUCUCGAAGGUCGGACGGAGCAAGAAGACGUCAUCGCCCGGUGCGACUGGGACUCUCCUUCCAAUUCCGGGUUUCUCAUCCUACCCGACCUCAACUGGGACCGCAAGACCGUACAGGGGAUGCACUUACUCGCCCUCGUUCAGCGGCGGGACAUCUGGUCCCUCCGGGACUUGAAAAAGAAGCACAUCCCUUGGCUCAGGGCCGUACGGAACCAGGUCAUCAAAACCGCCACCACCAAAGUUUUCCCAGCCGGCCAGGUCGAGCCCGACGAAUUGAAGUGUUAUGUCCACUAUCAACCCACCUACUACCACUUCCACAUCCACGUCGUACACGUCAUGCUGGAGGCCGGCACCACCCAGAGCGUCGGCAAGGCCUUUGGGCUCGCCAACAUCAUCUCCCAACUCGAGUCCAUGGCCGGGGACGACGACGAGACGGGCAUGGACGGCGUGGACCUGACGUACUUCCUGGGCGAGGAGAAUGAGUUGUGGAAGAAGUGCUUCGGACGCAUGAAAAGUGGUGACGAGGUUGAUUUGAACGUGAAAUAAACCACAAUUGCACGGCGUCUUGGGUGGGAGUGUGUUCGUUUAAUCGAACAGACCAGAUUCGUCGAACGGUAGAUUUGAGACUAGGCGACCUCUUACCUCAGACGUUUAUUAGACCUGGGCUUUCAUGCGGGUUGUGAGGAAAUGGAUUGUCCAAGAAGGAACAAUGGGCAAUUGCGUUACGAGCCCCGGAAUGAAAAAUAUAAAUCGCUACAAGUUCAAGAAUGGGCCAUGUUUUCAAUGUCCACAGAAUCAUGCACGGGAGACAUGACAGGAUGCAUAUAUCUGCAUGUUUUAUGUAGAAACAAAAGCCCCUCGAGGGAACUAGACCGGUCUAGUAUGACAUAGAUG